This is a messenger RNA of Nylanderia fulva, 868 nucleotides long. RefSeq lists its product as uncharacterized. Gene Ontology annotation, biological process: glutathione metabolic process. Gene Ontology annotation, molecular function: glutathione transferase activity. The record is from RefSeq and is a predicted model, not a curated record. Lineage: Eukaryota; Metazoa; Arthropoda; Insecta; Hymenoptera; Formicidae.
AUGGACAAGCAAGUCGCAUAAACAGUCCACGUUUUAAUUUCGCGGCGCCGGAUACUACAUCUUUAGAUUUCAAGAUGCCCAUCGAUCUUUACCAACUAACCGGAAGUCCGCCGUGUCGUGCUGUAGUUUUGACAGCUGCAGCGGUAGGUGUGGAUCUAAACUUGAAACACAUUCAUCUUACGUCCGGUCACCAUUUGACACCUGAUUAUCUUAAGAUGAAUCCACAACAUACCAUACCUACAAUAAAUGACAAUGGUUUUAUUUUGUGGGAAAGCCGCGCGAUAAUGACGUAUCUGGUUAAUAAAUAUGGCAAAGAUGAUUCUCUUUAUCCGAAAGAUCCACAAAAACGAGCUCUAGUUGAUCAACGGCUAUACUUCGACUUAGGAAUUUUGUACCAAUCAUUUAUUGAUACUUAUUUUACAUGGUGGUUUGCCAACAUCACUCCGAAUCAAGCCAAGUAUGAUAAGAUAAACGAAGCGUUGACUUUCUUAGAUAAAUUCUUAGAAGGUGAAAACUACGUAGCGGGAAAAACUUUAACUCUCGCUGACCUUGCUCUGGUUAUCACCGUAUCUAAUUUUACACUUGUUGAUUACGAUUUGAGUAAGUAUAGCAACAUUUUGAAGUGGUUUGCCAGGAUUCAGACCGAAGCUGUUAAAUAUAAGGAGAUCGAAGGCGAGGGCAUGAAAGCCUUUAAAGAGUUCGCCGAUAAUAUGAAAAAUAAGCAUUUUUAAUUUUUUGAUCAAUUUAAUGCUUGCAUAUUGUAUACAUUGAAUGGUGUUUUGAUAUCUACUAAUUUUUAUUGAUUUUGUAUUAUUGAGAAAUGUAAACAAUAUUUUGUUCGUAUAUAAACUGAUCAAUGCAAAAAAUA